Messenger RNA from Heterobasidion irregulare TC 32-1, 1455 nucleotides. RefSeq lists its product as uncharacterized. The transcript is spliced from 9 exons. Gene Ontology annotation, biological process: secondary metabolite biosynthetic process. The record is from RefSeq and is a predicted model, not a curated record. Gene Ontology annotation, molecular function: FAD binding. Lineage: Eukaryota; Fungi; Basidiomycota; Agaricomycetes; Russulales; Bondarzewiaceae. The coding region runs from base 1 to 1455 and encodes 484 amino acids.
AUGAUGUCGAUACCAUCAUGCACUGCCCCCAAGUUCCGGGUUGCGAUUUGUGGUGCGGGACCUGGAGGCCUCGCUCUUGCAGCAACUCUUUCUCGCUAUAACGAUCCCGUCGCGCCUGUUGCUAUCGACAUUUAUGAGUCUCAGCCUACUCUUGGUACUAUUGGGGCUGGCAUCAGUGUGUGGCCGCGAACACGCCAUUUGCUAGGUCGUCUGGGCCUUAUGGACGGGCUGAAGGAUGAAAUUGGUGCGACUGAGAGACCGGAAGGUGGUAAAGGAUUUCAUUUCCGAAAAUCCGAUCCUCCAGAAGUAGGUUACAAUUUUUAUGACAUGGCUAUGCCAACUGACCCUUUACUUAUACACCGCUCGGCACUUGUCACCGUGUUAAGAGGCGGAUUUGAUUCACAUCCGUUUUGUACCAUCCACACCUCAGCACGACUCCUGUCAUAUUCGUACUCCGUGGAAUCAGAUACGGAAUCACCGCUCACGCUCAAUUUCUCCGAUGGCUCGACUACUACUGCAGAUGUCCUCAUCGGUGCAGACGGCAUUCACUCGGUCGUGCGGGCGACCAUGUUUUGGGGACUUUCCCAUGGGGGUGAUUUGCCUCGCCAGCAGCCCAAAUGGACGGGCACUGUUGCAUACCGGAGCCUGAUUGAACCAAAGACGUUGGAUGGAAUAUGGAAAGGCCAUCGUGCCCUGACACUACCCAUGAUGGCGAGUCUUCUCACGUGUUCCUAUUGCGGUAAGGAUAAGCAUGUUGUCACCUAUCCGAUCUCGCAGGGCACGUUGAUCAACUUCGUCGGAUUCUAUACUGUUCCGGGUGCAGAAGGGACGACAUUUUCGGGGAAGUGGGUGCAAGAUGUUCUAGUUGAGGAGGUCAUGGCAUGUUAUGCAGGAUUCGAGCCGGAAGUACAGGCGCUCCUCAAGUGUUUUGACAAAGCGUCUGCCUGGGCGAUCCAUAUCUUAGAUUCGGUACCGAAGAGUUCAGACGGUCCAGUCGCCAUCAUAGGCGACGCGGCACAUGCCAUGGAGACCCAUUUUGGGGCAGGUGCCGGUCAAGCCAUGGAGGAUGCAUAUAUCAUCGGAAGGCUACUCACCCACCCACUCACGUCGCGAAAACACAUACACACCGCACUUUCUAUCUACGACAGCGCGCGUCUGAAGUUCGCUCAGGGCGUCGUGAUCAGUGCGAGGAUGGUGGGUCAAAUGUAUGAAUUUGGAAAAGGUUGGGCGCCUCCGGUGCGGAGCACGGAACAACAAGAGGAUGAAAUCCAGAAUGCGUCUCCGCAAACACCGGAAGCUAUAGAUUGGGCGCAAAGGUGGGGGAAAGAGGUUUCGGGGAGGUGGUGUUGGCAGUGGGAAGCAAACAUAGAUGCGGAUUGGGAUCGGGCCGAGUCGCAGCUGAAGGUCUCUGUACAGGCUGCUGCAGUGAUGGGCUGCUGUGGGGACGCAUCAUGA